UCCGCGGUCACACUUAGUGUGUGUCAUAAAGAAAAACAAAAAGAAACUGGUGUUUAUAACCCGAAAUAUGCCCGUUUUGGAACAUAUUGAUGUCAUGGCUUCGACACCAGCACCCGCUACCAACCCGGUGCCAACCGACACAGACGCCCCACACCAGGCCGCCCGUGAACUAACCCAAACGGAUCAUCUGAAUAGACGUCUUUUGAAAUCCCUAUUGGACACGAUGCAGAUCCAAAUGCAGUCUGACGAUGCAAACCAGAGCAAUGACGACAGCACCAACGAUGAGUCCAAUAACGAAUUCGAUGAAUAAAUCCAAUACUAUGAUUACCCUAA
Messenger RNA from Drosophila obscura, 333 nucleotides. RefSeq lists its product as uncharacterized. The record is from RefSeq and is a predicted model, not a curated record. The transcript has a single exon. NCBI's taxonomy places the organism in Eukaryota, Metazoa, Arthropoda, Insecta, Diptera, Drosophilidae. The coding region runs from base 68 to 310 and encodes 80 amino acids.